AAUCCCCGCCAUCAUUUUGGAGGGUGGUCCAAAUAAUUAGCAAAGCAAGGGAAGCUUGCAUUAUAAGCCCUUCCGUCCUCGUUUUUAGUCGAGUUUGCGAGUGUACAAUUAUGUUCACUUCGAGGCCUGAAACUCCCCAUAAUUACAUGUACAUCCAUUAAGAAAAGUCUGCCAAAAAUUAAAACCUCAACAUCAAUACAUGGAGUCAACAUACAAGUCGUGGCUGCUGGAUGCGCAUCGUGAAGUCAACAUGUCUUCAGAUGAUAAUAAUGGCCAGAGCCAAGCACCUUCUUUUGCUGGGGUCCCACCCUCAGGGAUGCCACCGCCUUUUAUGGGACCACCAGGAAUGCCGCCUCAUUAUCCACCAAUGGGAAUGCCACCCAUGGGACAGAGGCCUCCCAACAUGGCUCCAAUGCCACCUGGUAUGAUGCCACCUGGCAUGAUGCCACCAAUGGGAGGGCCACCCAUGGGACAGAUGCCAGGCAUGAUGCCACCUAUGAUGCCCGGGAUGAUGAUGCCACCUCGCAUGCCAGCUGCGACGAUGCAGCCAACAGGACCGCCUGGAGUGGACACAACUGUCAUCGCUAUGCCUGGAACAGUUGGUACCACAAAUGGCUCGCCACAGGAUGACCAACCAAAGAAUAAGUCUGUGUGGACAGAACAUAAGUCCCUGGAUGAGAAGACCUACUACUACAACACAGAGACCAAGCAGUCUUCCUGGGAAAAGCCAGACGACCUGAAAUCUCCUGCAGAACAAAUGCUGUCUAAAUGCCAAUGGAAGGAGUACAAAUCAGACAAUGGGAAGGCGUACUACUACAACUCCCACACUAAGGAGUCCCGGUGGACCAAACCCAAAGAGCUUGAAGAUCUGGAAGCCAUGAUAAAAGCUGAGGAGAAUGGGAUGGCGGAGGUAGGUGCUCCUGGCACUGUCAUCAUCACCCCCAACCUUCAGCUCGACAGCGCUGCUUCGAUGGCGACCAUGAUGAUGGAAAUGCCGGCCAUGAGGCCAGCUCCAACCGUCUCAGUGGAACAGAUGUCCCUGGUGCCCAUGCUUGUAGCUGAGGUCAACACUGACUCGCCUGUCAACUCCACAGAGGACUUGGCCGGCAUGGAGGCCUCAGCCAGUAAUGACGCCUCAAAAGAGGAGAGGCCAGAGCUGGUGAAGAAAACGUACAAGUGGAACACGAAAGAAGAGGCCAAGCAGGCCUUCAAAGAGCUCCUGAAGGAGAAGGGCGUUUCAUCCAAUGCGUCUUGGGAACAAGCCAUGAAAAUGAUCAUCAAUGACCCACGCUACAGUGCUCUGCCGAAGUUAAGUGAGAAAAAGCAGGCCUUCAAUGCUUACAAGGUGCAGACGGAGAAAGAGGAGAAGGAGGAGACUAGGAUCAAGUACAAGGAAUCCAAGGAAACGUAUCAGCGAUUUUUGGAAAACCACGAGAAAAUGACAUCUACAACCAGAUAUAAGAAAGCAGAGCAGAUGUUUGCGGAGCUCGAUGUGUGGAGCACCGUCCCAGAGAGGGACAGACUGGAGAUCUAUGAAGACGUCCUGUUCUACCUAGCCAAGAAGGAGAAGGAGCAAGCCAAGCAGCUGAGGAAGAGGAACUGGGAGGCUCUGAAGAACAUCCUGGACAACAUGGCCAACGUGACGUACCGCACCACCUGGUCCGAGGCCCAGCAGUACCUGCUGGACAACCCCACCUUCGCAGAGGACGAGGAGCUCCAGAACAUGGACAAAGAGGAUGCUCUGAUCUGCUUCGAGGAGCACAUCCGAGCUCUGGAGAAGGAGGAGGACGACGAGAAGCAGAAGACACUGCUGAGGGAGAGGAGGAGACAGCGCAAGAACAGAGAGUCCUUCCAGAAAUUCCUGGACGAGCUCCAUGACAACGGUCAGCUCCACUCCAUGUCUGCGUGGAUGGAGAUGUACCCCACCGUCAGCUCAGACAUCCGCUUCGCCAACAUGCUGGGCCAGCCAGUUUAUGGUGUCUAUUCCGCAGGCUCCACUCCCCUCGAUCUGUUCAAGUUCUACGUGGAAGACCUGAAGGCUCGCUACCACGACGAGAAGCGGAUCAUUAAGGAUAUCCUGAAGGACAAAAACUUCUUGGUCGAGGUAAACACUAGCUUUGAAGACUUUGGCACUGUGAUCAGCUCAGACAAGAGAGCCACAACGCUGGACGCAGGCAACAUCAAGCUAGCCUUCAACAGCUUGCUGGAGAAGGCGGAGGCGCGGGAGAGGGAGCGGGAGAAGGAGGAGGCCAGGAAGAUGAAGAGGAAAGAGGCUACCUUCAAGAGCAUGUUGAAGCAGGCUACCCCAGCCCUGGAACCAGAGGCCACCUGGGAAGAAGUCCGAGAAAGAUUCCUCAAAGAAUCUGCAUUCGAAGACGUGACUCUGGAGUCUGAGAGGAAAAGGAUAUUCAAAGACUUCAUGCAUGUCUUGGAGCACGAGUGCCAGCAUCAUCACUCCAAGACCAAGAAACACUCAAAGAAGUCCAAGAAGCACCACAGGAAGCGCUCUCGCUCUCGAUCGGGCUCAGAGUCUGAAGGUGAAGACGAUUAUCACACCAAGAAGAAGAAGCGCUCACAGUCCAAGUCCCCGUCCGAGCGCUCCUCCAGUGGGGAAUCUGAUAGAAGUUAUAAGAAGUCCAAGAAGCACAAGAAGAAGGGGAAGAAGAGGCGUCACAAGUCGCAAUCUCCUGAAUCAGAAGGCGAGCGGAAAGAGAAGGGAGGAAGAGAGAGGGACAGCAAGCGGGAGAAGGACCAGGAAAAAGAGAAAGAGAACGACAAGUCCCGAGGGAAGAGUCGCUCUGAAUCCAAGCAGAAGUCACCUAAAAGGAAAUCUACCAAGGAGGAGGGUGGCUGGGACACUUCAGGCAGCGAGCUGAGUGAAGGAGAGCUGGAGAAGAGGAGGAGGACUCUACUGGAACAGCUGGAUGCUCCUUGAUCCUGGUUUUCCUCAUGCUUCCUUUCAUCCACCAUAGAUUCCCCCCGGUGCUUAUUUUUCAGCGUAAUGCCACACAUGCUUGGACUUAAGGUUAUACAAUUCCGGUAACUUUCCCAAACUUCACAGGUUUUCCCAGAAAUCCCAGUUAGAAGAUUUGGUUAAUUCCUGGCAAUUUUUGUCUAAGUUACCAGAAUGUUUUCAACCCUUUUUGGACUGUGUGUGAACUAUUCCCCUUGUGUUUUGUAUAAUGGGAAUGAACCCGCCACCCUGGCACUAGAAUGCUUGGUAAAUAUUUGCUCUGUUUUCUUACGUUAUUGGAAGUGGUCACAGGCUGAGUUGAGUGACUACUUUGAUAUCAGGUCAACUGUGUGGACAUUUAGUGACACUUCAGAAAUGUGUUGCCUUUUUUAUAAUGUUUUCUCGCUAGCUAUUUUAUUUGUUUUGUAGUUGUUUGAUAUCGAAAUGGAUUCAAAGAGCAUCUUAAUGCCAUGCUCUUAAAUGUGACUGCCUUGCAGUUCUCAGUACAAUUCUUAUCCGAGUCACAAAUGGCACUGUAUUUAUUCCCUUUAUAGUGCACUACUUUUGACUAGGGCCCUCAAAGUAAAAAAAAAAAAAGUUUAGUUUAGGAAAUCUGACAAAAUAUCCAGCAAAUAAAAAGAGAUGUGAUUGUCUCAGUGUAAUCAAGGUUUGAAAUGAUUUUCAAAUACAAUAAAUACACUUUUGUGCUUACUUGUGCUCAAUUUGCAGUGGACAAAUUUUUAUGAUUUUCCGGACCUCCGACCAUCCGCUCCGACAAAAAAUCGCACAGCAGCUGAAUCUCGUUGCAUACCGCUGCUUUGGACUGAUGUAGAACUCUUUGGCAAAGGUCCACGUCUAGACUGAAGUAAAUGUCUCUCUGAAACAAGACUCUUUAAAAUACAUUUUUUAUGGUAUUUUUAGGAUUGGUUCGCUAGAUUUUCACGAGAGGAAUUGUGAAAGUCCUCGUUGCAUGAUCUAUAAAUGUAAUAAAAUACAGUUGACAUGAAUUUGUUUGUCUUCAUGUACCAUCACCAGCAGCCACCAUAGAUCGAAGCUCAUUAUUUUCUUUACAUAUGAGUGCCUCUUGUUCACUAGGCUUAGUAGCCUUGUAUCCAUUUCCUGUGGAUCAUUGCAAUGCUAGGCAGGCUGAAGGUAAUAAUUGCUACUGUAAGAGUGAGUGCCCGAGACAACGUGGCUCAGGACAAUCUCGAUUAAGCUCCAAUAACAUCACCAGGACUGUGGCACGGUGGCCAAAGACCGCCAGAAGUGGCAAAUCCAAACCUUUGUUGCUGCCCGAUGCCCCAAGCCCGCCAGACGGGCAAGUAAUGAUUUCCACAGUUUACAUACACGGAGAUGACAAGACCGACUUCUCCUGUUGUUUUCAUAUCAAUGAGCAUGCAUAGAAAACCAGAGUGAAUCUGAACAGCUGUCUGCCAAAUGAAUGAUUUAAAGAACAAAAUUGAAAUAAAGAUGCACACGCAAUAAACACGCUAUAAUAGUGUAAAUAGUUUAAUAUUUGAUCAUGUCCAGAACUCGGUCUAUCUUUAACUAAAUGUUAUUUAAAAGUAUUUUGUAAUAAGCACACAAUGCCUAAAAUACAUUUCUGAAGAAAAAACAUAAACAUGCCACUAUUAUCCAGUCUAAUGAGUGAAGCUGAUGAGUGGUCAACAGUUCACAUAGGAAGUAUAGAGAUGAGUGGUUUGUUGCACAUGCUAAUGUGGACAAUUAUGGUCCCAAGACCACAGAAAGCUUCUCUGAACGUCAAUGGGUUAUGGCCCAAAUGACUCCCUAUAUAGGGCACUACUUUUGAUAUUUUUUUUUACCAAGGCCCAUAGGGUCAAAAAUAGUAACCUAGAUAGGGAAUAGAGUACCAUUUGGAACAUACAUUAAUAUAAUGCCUCUUUACUCAGGCGCAUUCUGCUUCACACAAUAGAUCCGUUGUGUUAAAGUGAACCCAGAUUUGUUUUUUUCCCCGGCUUAAUUAAAUAUACAAAAUGGACAAACCUAUAAGUUAAAAUAACAUUCAAAUUGUGUAUCACAGGGUGAUGCACAUUUUGUUUUAAACAAUAUGUACAAUAGUUACCUUAUAGUAAUGAGUGGAUUAAGAAGUAAAAAACAAUGCAACAAUUUUUGUAGCAAAAUAUCUGUACAUUUACAAAACUUUUUUGUUGUGUAUUUUGUUUGUUCUGAUUUUUUUUUAAAUAUAACUAGCUAAACACUUUUAAAAAAUGACUGUUGCUCACGUCAAAGUGGGUCACAUGAGCAAAACUGAAUGGAUACCGUUUACAGUGGUUAAAUACUAUACAUUAAAUGUACAAUAAGUGAGUGGACAGUUGCCUAGAGAUUCAUUAGCCGAUUGCAGGUUUUCAGAGUAAAAAAAGAAACUUGGAAUCCAGUUUCCAUGACAAGCUCCUCAAGUAGCCUAAAGUACCUUCCUUGUAGCCACUACACUUGACUGGAAGUGUAUCUGCUGAUAAGUCUUUGUUUUAGCACCUUUCCUAUUCGCUCUGAGUCAAUUGUGGCUCUAGCUCUGGUCUGGGAUGUCGUUUGGGUGUGCUCUCGCGGUCCUUCGACCGAACGACUCCCUGGACCAGAGCUAUUGUGGCUCAAGAGCCCCACCAUCCACUUAACAG
Oncorhynchus kisutch (coho salmon) is the source of this 5586-nucleotide messenger RNA. RefSeq names its product pre-mRNA-processing factor 40 homolog A. The record is from RefSeq and is a predicted model, not a curated record. Gene Ontology annotation, biological process: mRNA cis splicing, via spliceosome. Gene Ontology annotation, cellular component: U2-type prespliceosome; U1 snRNP. NCBI's taxonomy places the organism in Eukaryota, Metazoa, Chordata, Actinopteri, Salmoniformes, Salmonidae. The coding region runs from base 200 to 2935 and encodes 911 amino acids. The transcript is spliced from 28 exons. Gene Ontology annotation, molecular function: protein binding; RNA binding.